Molecule: messenger RNA, 1773 nt
Organism: Bombina bombina (fire-bellied toad)
Lineage: Eukaryota; Metazoa; Chordata; Amphibia; Anura; Bombinatoridae
Product: zinc finger MYM-type protein 1-like
Exons: 1
Coding region: 1-1773 (590 amino acids)
Molecular function (GO): protein dimerization activity
Source: RefSeq, a predicted model, not a curated record
AUGCAAAACUUAUCAUUCCGUGGUACAAAUGACAAGUUGUAUAGUGCCGGCAAUGGAAAUUUUGAAAAGUUUGUCGAAUAUCUAGCCCUUUUUGAUCAUAUCAUGAAUGAACAUUUGCAUAGGGUUAAAGUUCAAGAAACAUUGGUUCAAUACCUGGGAAAAGAUAUCCAGAAUGAGCUUAUACAGCUUCUAGCCGGUGCUAUAAAGAAGAAAAUUAUAACAAGUACAACCUCAGCUAAAUACUAUUCAAUUAUUCUGGACUGCACACCCGAUGUUUCUCACAUUGAGCAAAUGACAAUGAUUGUACGUUUUGUUGAUGUAAGCAAACCAUCAGAUAAUGAGUCUGAAAGUAUUACUAUAAGAGAACAUUUCUUAGGAUUUAUUCCACUACAGGAGACUACAGGUGCCUUUAUAGCAGAAACUCUUCUUGAACAGCUGAAGCUAAUUCAAUUGCCAAUUGAAAAUCUGCGUGGUCAAGGAUAUGACAAUGGCAGUAACAUGAAAGGCAAACAAAAUGGAGCACAAAAGAGAAUACUGGACUUAAACCCACGUGCGUUUUUUGUGCCCUGCAAUGCACACUCUUUAAACUUGGUAGUCAAUGAUGCUGCUAGGUGUUGUCUGGAAGCAACUACUUUCUUCGGGUUAGUUCAACAGAUUUAUAAUUAUUUCUCUACAUCAACUAAGCGUUGGCAAGUUCUAAUUAGCCAUAUAUCAGACUUAGGCAUAACUGUUAAGCCAUUGAGUGAAACAAGAUGGGAGAGUCGGAUUGAUACUUUGAAACCACUGAGAUAUCAUCUUGGUAAUAUAUAUGAUGCUUUGAUAGAGAUUUUUGAGGAUACAAGCCUAUCAGGUCCAUCUGGAAAUACUUCCCAAGUUGAAGCCAAGGGCCUUGCUGAUGCAGUUAGUAAAUUCAAGUUUGUGGUAUCCCUUGUUACAUGGUACAACAUCCUUUUUGAAGUCAAUCUUACAAGCAAGCUACUACAAAAUAAGGAAGCUGAUUUAAAUUCAGCAACAAGACAAUUGCAAGUGACCAAGAAUUAUCUCAUAACCUGCAGGUGUGAUAAGGGUUUUCAACAAGUUUUGACAGAUGCUACUGAGAUUGCAAAUGAGAUACAGAUAGUACCAAACUUUGAGACAGAAGAUCAAGUUCGAAACAGGAGAAAGAAAUGGCAGUUUGAUUAUGAGGCCCGAGAAGAAGCACCACAAGAUCCAAAGCAGAAAUUCAAAACAGGUUUUUACUAUGCUGUUUUAGACAUGGCAAUACAAUCGAUUGAAGAGAGAUUCCAACAGCUACAAAAAUAUAAUUCACUAUUUGGCUUUCUAUAUGACAUAUACAGUAUAAAGAAAAAAUCAACAGAAGAUUUACUUAAGGACUGUAAUAAUUUGGAAAAGUCAUUGAUGCAUAAUGGAAACAAAGAUAUUGAUGCUGAAGAUCUGCGUUGUGAACUUGAAGCAAUAGCUCGAAAACUUCUAAAGCCUAUACCGCCACAAGAAGUACUUCUCUUCAUACUACAAAAUAAACUUCUGGAUAACGUGCCAAAUGUUUCUGUUGCUCUGAGGAUCCUUCUCACACUUCAAGUAUCAGUGGCAAGUGGUGAACGUAGUUUCUCAAAGCUCAAACUUAUAAAAAGUUACAUACGUUCUACAAUGUUGGAAAAGAGACUAGUUGGCUUGGCAACUAUAUCUAUUGAACAUACACAGGCAGCAGCACUUGAUCUGGCUGAAAUGGUGACAAAAUUUGCAAAGGAAAAGGCACGCAGAGUGAGAUUUUGA